CCCCAGACUUUCUCUCUGCCUGCUCUGAGCUCAACAGUGCCAUGGGGAACUGUCUGUACCCGGUGAAUCCCUCCGUCUUAAUGGAUGAGAACACAAGUCAGAUAGUCUUUGAAGGAUACAACUGGAGCGAAUUCUAUGAUGAGAAUGAGUCCCUUUCCUAUGACGACAACCUGGAAGCAGCCGCCCCCUGCCACUCCUGUAACCUGCUGGAUGACUCCUCACUGCCCUUCUUCAUCGUCGCCAGUGUCCUGGGCAUCCUCGCAAAUGGAGCUGUCCUCUUUGCGCUUAUCAGACCUCUCUUCCACUGGCAGUUGUGCCCUGGCCGGCCUUUCCUGGUACAGUUGGCUUUGGCUGUGAGCAGUGCCCUCUUCAGCAUCGUGGUGCCCAUCUUGGCACCAGGGAUAAAUAGUGCCCACAGCACCACCCUGUGCCAGCUGGGCUAUGGGGUCUGGUAUGGCUUGGCCUUUGCCCAGGCUCUGCUGAUAGGAUGUCGGGCCUGCCUGGGCCCCAAACUGGGUGCACACCGGGUCUCAGGCAUUACCCUAGGGCUCACUGUGGGACUUUGGCUAGUGGCUGCCCUACUGGUGCUGCCCAUCACCCUGCCUAGUGACACUUCCCACAGAUUCUGCUCCAGUAGAGGCCUGGGGACUUGGCAGUCUAUACACAUUGCAGCCUGUUUUGCCAUCUUCAUUGUGUUGCCUCUGGGUUUGUUCGGAGCCAUGGGACUGAAGAAGGCACUGGGCAGGGGGCCAGGCCCCGGGGUUGAUAUCCUGUGGGUCUGGUUCAUGUUCUGGUGGCCACAUGCAGUGUUUCUGGGAUUGGACUUCCUAGUGAGGUCCAGGGUCUUCGUAUUGCCAACAUGUCUGGCCCAGAAGGUUCUAGACCUGCUGCUGAACCUGGCAGAAGCCUUGGCAAUAUUGCACUGUGUGGCUACGCCCCUGCUCCUGGCCCUGUUCUGCCACAAGGCCACCCGUACCUCCUUGCCCUCCGAACCCCUCCCUGCAAGAUGUUCUUCUCAUCUGGACACCCUUGGAGGCAAAUCCUAGCUCUCUUCCCACCUGUCAACCUGAAUUAAAGUCUACACUGUUUUUAUGAA
Messenger RNA from Galeopterus variegatus (Sunda flying lemur), 1096 nucleotides. RefSeq names its product atypical chemokine receptor 1-like. The record is from RefSeq and is a predicted model, not a curated record. Gene Ontology annotation, biological process: inflammatory response; regulation of chemokine production; chemokine-mediated signaling pathway. Gene Ontology annotation, molecular function: C-C chemokine binding. Gene Ontology annotation, cellular component: membrane. NCBI's taxonomy places the organism in Eukaryota, Metazoa, Chordata, Mammalia, Dermoptera, Cynocephalidae. The coding region runs from base 42 to 1046 and encodes 334 amino acids. The transcript has 3 exons.